Theileria orientalis strain Shintoku is the source of this 3120-nucleotide messenger RNA. RefSeq lists its product as hypothetical. The record is from RefSeq and is a predicted model, not a curated record. Lineage: Eukaryota; Apicomplexa; Aconoidasida; Piroplasmida; Theileriidae. Bases 1 to 3120 code for a protein of 1039 amino acids. The transcript has 3 exons.
AUGGGUCCUCCUGCCGGUACCAAUGCCAAUCCUGGCAUGAAUAACGCCGGUAGCGUUAACAGUGGGCAGGAAGGGGCGGAUCGUACUAGAUACGUUAGAUCUAGGAAGCGAUUUAAGGUCUACACCUGGAAAUAUAAGAAAACGAUCACGCCAAUCGCAUCUUUUAUUCUUUUAGUGAAUCAGAUCUUUGGAUUUGGGAUGAACUCGAUUCCGUCGGUAAUCGCAGAGGGCGGGCUCCUCCGAGUCUUCCUGGCGAACCUGGCGACCUGCAUCAUCGCGUGCAUCUGCUCACUCAUGCUCCUGAAGUCGAUGACAUUCAUCCCUCACAACUCAAACUUUCAGCAGCGUAUCGAGUACAACACGCUCGUGAAGUACUACCUGUCCGACUUCUACUUCAAGAUCAUCUCCUUCCUUCACUACAUCGGAGACUUUUGCACAAUUGUCUGCGGCAUCAUAACCUUCUCGAAGCUCGUGGACAUGCUGUUCAUCAAGGCCUUCGGCUUUACGCUGGCACUGCAGGUGUACCCGCGGCUCACGAUGGGCAGGGUGGGCCCGGACCUGUUUGUGUACAUAUACGAGACGACUGACCCGAGUCGCCCCUUCGGAGUCGUCUGCAUCACGCUCGGAUACCUGAUCUGCACGCUCAUUUGCACGAAGCUGAGCUGUAGCUCCCUGGAGGAAACGACGCACUUCCACGUGACGUCGUUCCUGAUCCUGCUGGGAUGCUCAGUGCAGCUGUGCGUGUACAGCUCCCUGAAGGCCGCAGGCUCCCUCGGAGCGGGCGCGAAGGUAGGCCGCAAGGGCUUCCUGGAGAUCCUGCUGACCUUCGUGGACAACUACAGCCUUGCCAGCACGCUGCCGUCGUGGGCCAACGAGAUGACGAACCAGGUCAAUCCCACGCAGACGAUCUGGCUGUCUUCGCUCUUCGCCUUCUUUAUAUACCUGGUGCUCGGGAUGCUGUUCAGCAAGACGUUCUCGACGCUGGGGUCGACCUCGAUCCUGGACGACAUCCUGAACAGCUCAUACAACUUCUUCGUCAACUGCUCGAUCUCGCUCUUCGUCAUCGUCACCUCGAUACCUGACGUGGUCUUCGGGUGCAUCUCGCUGAGGUACAACCUGCUGAACCUGGGUUACCUGAACAGCAACUACUCGUACUUUUGGGGCUGCGUCUUCCCCUUCAUGUUCACGUGGCUCCUGGUCAACGACAAGUUGUUCCAGAACUGGCUGGGCAAUUUGGGCCUGAUCUCAGCCCUGAUCUGUGACUUUUUCGUGCCAGUCCUGCUGUACACCGUGGCCUAUAGCCGCGACUACUCGGACUUCACGAAGCUCAGGAGGACCAGCAAACUCCAGAUCGUGAGUGGAUGGUUGCACAGCAGGCUGGGCUACCUGUACAGCACCUCCGGCACCAUGUAUAAUAGGCUAAACACCGUGUACAAUAGUUUACUGUCGGCGGUUAGCGGGUCCGGGUCCAGCGGUAAGUCCCUGCCGCGACGCGGCACUAAGGGUCACCAGGCUAACGUGCCAGAGGGGCUUGAGAAGGGAGAAAGUUCAACCACAAUCAGCUCAGCAAGUGACAGCACUUACAGCAGGGGCGACAGUGGCGCCUCGACCUCGAGCACGGACACUGCGUCCGUGCUCGAGAGAGGCGUGAGUGGGAUGGCGAGGCCGCAUUAUGGAGUGGACAGGUCAGGAAGCAAGGAAAGCACGACCAGCGCAAGCAGAAAGGACACCGGCAACUUUAGGACCUUCAGUGCCUUCCUGUCUCGCGAUUCCUUUAUGUCAAACAGGCUGUUCAGAGCAGGCAACCGCCUGUUCACGGGAACGAACAGACUUCUGGGAACGACGUUCAGUAAAAGUAUAUCGCUAGGGUCGUUUGGGCGCAGCUUUAGCAGUAUUCUAAAUAGACGUGGGACUGGAUUUACUAACACCACUGACACUGGAUUCACGAAGUCAGGAACGAAGGAGACAACGACCUCGGAGGUGGAUGGAGAGGGAGGUAAGGUUGGCGAGGCAGAUAAGGUUGGAGAAAGUAGAACUCGUGUUAGCAGGUUUAAUACGCUGAGUGGAAAAUUCACUAAAAGCAUCUCGUUCACGUUCGGCAACAAGUUUUCGAUGGUGUCACAUAGGCUCAGCAGCAGGUUCACCAACAGGCUGACCACGUCGGGCAGCGCGACGGGCACAAAUUCCAUAAACACCAGUUUGUCUAAGCAGUUGUCGAAGGGACUGUCCACGAGUCUCUCGGAGACGCUGAAUAAGAGCCUGGGAGCGAGUCUGACGACCGGGUUGAGGAACACGAGCAGCAUCAGCCGGAACCUCCGGAAGACCAUCUCCCAGAACAUCUCGAAAAGUUUCUCCAAGAAUUUCGUGAGCACGACCGAGGUGAUGCUCGGAGACGGCACGAUCGACCGCUCCCAUGAAGCUGAAGGGACCAGCGAUGGGAGCAGUAGCAGCUCGAGUAGCAUAGAGGGUGCCUACGUGGCCAGCUCGGCCGAAGGGCCGCCGACGGCCACAGGCACUCGAACCGGCAACGUCCAGGGGUUAACAAAAAAAGUAACUAGAAGAACAGAAUGUGAGUCGCAUUCGGGAUCCGGUAGAACAGUUGCAACUGUAGAUGGCCACCCGGAUCUGACCCAAGACAAGCCGGAUCGUCCUGGGUCGGGGGAUCACACACACGAAGUAGCCCUUAGCGAGGAACCGCGAAGUAGCGUGGACUACAGGUCCUUCAAGAUCAUACGCAACUCGAACGACUUCCGAAAGACUCACGACGACCUGUUCAACGCAGUCAACAGGCCCUCAAAAAUCGUCGUGCCCGACACACCAGGGGAGGGCUCCCCCCAUAAUCCUUUUUUUGCCCCUGCCACUGCUGGGGCUUCCGAUGCCGCCCCUUCGGGUGCCCGGGGGCUGACUCGUUCGGAGACCAGCGCCAAGGACCAGAACCGGGGGCACUCUUCGGGUGGGAAACGCGACAAGCACGGUUCUGGUGCCUCCAAGGAGAGGGUUGUGGUGUUCCCGAGGCCGCUGCACCGGUACCACCUGGCCAUCGCAAAGGUGAUGAUGGUGUCGAUCAGUAUGUUGACCCUGGUUGUUCCGGGUUUACACUUUCUGGUCGUUAGCGAUUAA